AUAUGAACAAACUAAAUCCGGGGGAGGUAAAGAGAUAAGGGGAUGUGGUUACAUCAACAGCAAUUUAAAAAAUGUGACGGUUUCUUCCUUGCUUAAAUUCAUCGUCAUCUUCCUUCUGGAAAUUCAACCAGCGUUAGGCACCAACCCUCUCCCCAGGCAGCAAUCUAACCUUUAUAACAAAACCCCAUAACCAUCUCUCUCUUCGUCUUCUCCAAGUUUCUUCAGCUCAACAAAAGAUCUCUCAACACCCCAGUUUCCCGGUUGCUUUUGGAGUUGGCUUCCUAGAACUCCAGGUUAUAUCUACCUGUUUCACAAGGGUUAAGUUUUACCCAGAACAAACUAGUGUUGAAAUCAAGUGAUUUGUGUUAAUAUUUACUUUGUUUCGGAAAAGAUGGGAGGGAUUUCAAGCUUCCAAUUGGGAGUUAUCGGUGCCCUGUUUCUGUCAGUUGCAUCAUCUGUCUCCAUUGUCAUAUGCAACAAAGCUUUGAUGAGCAAUCUUGGCUUCCCUUUUGCCACAACACUAACAAGCUGGCAUCUAAUGGUAACAUUUUGCACCCUCCAUGCGGCGCAACGCUUCAACCUGUUCGAGAAUAAACCAAUUGACAUCAAGACCGUGAUGCUCUUUGGCAUCCUCAAUGGCGUUUCCAUUGGACUUCUCAACUUGAGCCUUGGAUUCAACUCCAUUGGCUUCUACCAGAUGACCAAGCUUGCAAUCAUCCCAUUCACUGUACUAUUGGAAACCAUCUUCCUAAAGAAGCAAUUCAGCCAAAAGAUAAAGCUGUCACUCUUCCUUUUACUUGUUGGAGUUGGCAUUGCCUCCAUCACUGAUCUCCAACUCAACUUUGUUGGCACAAUCCUCUCUCUUCUUGCCAUUGUCACCACAUGUGUUAGCCAAAUUCUGACAAACACCAUACAGAAGAGGCUGAAUGUAUCUUCAACCCAGUUGCUGUACCAAUCAGCCCCAUUUCAGGCGGCCAUUCUUUUUGUCUCAGGUCCUUUGGUCGACCAAUUUCUGACCAAACAAAAUGUGUUUGCUUUCAAAUAUUCCCCCAUUGUCUCGGCAUUUAUCAUCCUCUCAUGCAUAAUCUCAGUAUCUGUAAACUUUAGCACAUUUCUGGUAAUUGGGAAAACAUCGCCGGUGACAUAUCAAGUUCUUGGCCACCUCAAGACUUGCUUGGUUCUUGGCUUUGGCUAUACGCUGUUGCAUGACCCUUUCACCCAGAGGAACAUCAUCGGGAUCUUGAUUGCCAUUUUUGGGAUGGGCUUGUAUUCUUAUUUUUGCACCCAAGAGAGCAAAAAGAAACAAGCUGAUCCAUUGGGGUCUCAGAUGAAAGACAAGAUGGAACAGCAUAUAUGGGUUUAGAGAAAGAAGGGCAAGAAGGGAAGAAUUCAGACAAGGAUUCUCAUGUUUAAAGGCAAAACAGGAGUGGGUUGUGUUAGAGAGU
Hibiscus syriacus is the source of this 1445-nucleotide messenger RNA. Its product is annotated as UDP-xylose transporter 1-like. Gene Ontology annotation, molecular function: antiporter activity; UDP-xylose transmembrane transporter activity. NCBI's taxonomy places the organism in Eukaryota, Viridiplantae, Streptophyta, Magnoliopsida, Malvales, Malvaceae. Gene Ontology annotation, cellular component: Golgi apparatus. The transcript is spliced from 9 exons. Bases 392 to 1363 code for a protein of 323 amino acids. The record is from RefSeq and is a predicted model, not a curated record.